CCCGCACGCUGCUAACCCCCGUCCAAUGCCCGCACGCGACCCCCCAGAUCCGCUCGACGCCGUCCUCCGUCCGCCGACCGACGAGAGCCCCGAGGACAAGGUGAAACGCCUCGCCCAGGAGGCAGAGGCCCGCAGGAUCAGUACCGCCAUAGACGAGGACAUCAAACGCGAACGUGCACUCAGGAAGAAGAAGCAUAUCGUCAAGCUCCUGCUUCUCGGCCAGAGCGAGAGUGGCAAAUCCACGACACUCCGUCAAUUUCAGCGACUGUACACGCCCUCCGCUUUCCGCGAAGAACGCGUCCUAUGGCGAUCCGUCAUCCAGCUCAACGUCGUCCGCUCUAUCCGCCUUAUCAUCGACGCCAUCUCUGACGUGCGGCGGCGCGAGCUGCCCGUGUCCUCGGCGUCCGAAGACUCAGACAACGAGUCCGACGAGCGGGCGCGGCUGCCGAUGCACCUCGAGACGAUCUGCAUGCGCCUGCUGCCGCUGCGCCACAUCGAGUCGCUGCUCGUCGCGAAGCUCGUGCCGCCGAACGAGGAGGAGGCGACGCACCUCGGCGUGUGCCACGGCAGCAGCGGCUGCGACGCGGGCGGCUGCACGCUGCACCGACACCACCACCACGAGAUCUUCGUGCGCCCGGGCGCGACGUGGAAGGGGAGCAUGAUCGGCAAGGCGCGCUUCGGCCGGCCGCUCUCGGCGGGCACGACGGGCCAGGAGACGCAGGACGAGAGCCAGGUCGCGCUCCACCAGUGCAAGGACGACAUGAUCGCGCUGUGGAACGACCGCAUGGUGCGGGACGUCCUGCGCACGCGCAAGAUGCGGCUCGAAGAGUCGCCGGGGUUCUUUUUGAACGAUCUUGACCGGCUGACGUCGUUGCAUUAUUGCCCGUCAGAUGAUGACGUCUUCAAGGCAAGGCUCAAGACGAUAGGCGUGUGUGAGUACAAGUUCGAGAUGGAAUCAGGGUUCGAGAGCGGGACCGAGUGGCGGAUAAUCGAUGUCGGCGGUUCACGAUCACAGCGACCGACUUGGGUACCUUUCUUUGACGAUGUUGAUGCUAUAAUCUUCCUUGCUCCGAUAUCAGCCUUUGACCAGACGCUUGUCGAGGACAAAAGCGUCAACCGACUAGAAGACUCUGUGCUUUUGUGGAAGGCCGUCUGCUCGAACAAGCUACUCGAAAAAGUUGAGUUGAUCUUGUUCAUGAACAAGUGCGACAUCCUCGAUACGAAGCUACGCUCGGGGAUCCGCCUUGCGAAGUACCUGCGCAGCUUCGGCGAUCGGCCAAACGACCUAGACAGUGCGCAAAAGUUUUUCCGCAGCAAGUUUAGCUUCAUCCAUCGCGAGCACUCGCCACAGCCGCGCAAGUUCCACGGCUACUUUACCUCCGUAACGGACACAACAACAACGAGCGGAAUCUUGGCGAGUGUGCGCGAUAUGGUGAUGCGGGAACAUCUCCGCAAGGCAAAGUUACUAUCAUAACUUGUAUGCGCCUGCACAGGCGAAGCUUACACGCCGUCUGCUCGACUCAGUUACAUCAACUGAACUGACCGAAAACGACACGGCGACCUUGCUCGCACCGCACGCAAAAAUUGCUCGUGCGCCGCCACGCUGCCGCCACGCCCAUGUCUUAUACGCCGCCCUCAUGCCCUGCCACGCCCGCAUUCACCACUGUACAUUGUUCACACUCCAACGCCUUUAUGGCCGCACAACACCCACAUGCUGUAUCGCUCACUCGUCUCGUUUGCUUUUGGACACUCCCGUUGUCUAUACUAUACCCCUCCUAGGACACAUACCACGCGCUAGUUGAUUCGUCCAAUUUUCGCGUUUUGUUUGAUAUCUUGGUUUUUAGUGCGGCAGUGUAUUAUAAUUCCUUAGAUGCGGAUCAAGCCCUAACACAGCAUAGAUGUUGAGACCUUUCAAGUUACAUACGCAGCACGCAUAGGAACCUCUAAGAUUGUUCGAACGCUGCCAGGUAUUUGUCCAGGUGCUUGCUCUUGCCCUGAGCGACUUCACCCGAGAGGUAUACCACCCGAGUCCUAGGUUGCCCCAGGCUCAGCUUCUCUACCGCACUAACCGAGUCUUUGUCCAGACGGAGGACGGCCCACUUCACCGCUUCGACCGCAGGCAGACCCCCAAUAUCCCGCGCCCCUACCGCCUCGAUGACGACCCAGUGUUCCCUCCAGGGAUUCCCAACGCCAAUAAGCGUGUACUCCACAUCUGGCAGGACGAUCCCCAGUCUGACGGUGAUGUCGACUCGGACGGGCUCGUGCUGGCCGUCGAAAUGGAGUUCAAUCGCCUGGCGGUCCGUGCUGCGCCUGUCGCGGGAAUCUACGCCUUGGAUGCGACAAGGGCCCACGGCGUAGCCGGCGUGGUAGUACUCCCCCGGUCGUGGUGUUCCGAGCUGACUUUCCGAGUCCAGCAGGAGCAAAUCCUCCCCGUCGUCGCCGGGAUGCGCGCUCCAAGGGUCAUUAGUGGAGAACUUCUCCCAGGAGACCCAUAGGCUGAAAGGCGUGUCGGACGACUGCAAGAGGAAGAUGAGGGUGCGCGGUCUUGGGUGCAUGUGCUUGAUGAGCAAGACCCAAGCGUUCUCCAGAUCUUGGCCAGAGUACUCCUCCUUCACCUCGUAUAUCGGGAAGGUCUCGCACUUGAGCAGGUAUCCAAGGCCCGCAAUCUUGUCGAGCUCCUUGGAGGCGUAGCGAUCCCUCAUGUCCUCAACCAAGAGGAUGCGCUCGUUCGUGUCCGUAAGGCUGCGUAGGACGGCUUCCACUCGCGUGAAGAACCCCUUGCCGCCAGCGAGCGGUUCGCCUGUAAGGCCUCCGGGUAGCCAAGUGGAAACGCACUCCUGCAUCGUCCAUGCGCGGCUGAACCAGUGGCGAGGAGACUGAACGGUGGCGCUGGAGGUCUUCAGGGCCAGCCCAAGCCCGUUGAAGUAGAUGAUACACGGCCUGUACGGCGACUCGUGGUAGAUGUACCCGAUAGUCGGCACAUCCAGCUUCCACUCCUCCUUCCUCGCCGCCUCUGACUCCGGAUUGUCUGACCACUGACGCAAGCAGAGAACGUCGAGCCAGACGUAUUCCGCACCCAUGUUCAGGAGUUCCGCUCGGAGGUGGUCGAGACUGGUGCCACGCGGGAUGGGGACGGGCCACAGCAUCCUAUUGAUACUUGUCCACACCUGUUGGAUCUCCGUUCCGUCGACCCAGCUGUGCGAGAUGGACCAAAUAUUGGAUGGAAUGGAUCUGAGAUCAUCGCUCGUGCGCGGUAGACAGUGGAAAGGAAGGACCCUGUUGCUUCGAAGGUCCCAUACUCGCCGAGGGGGAACCCUAUAGUUGUUGAUGUAGGAAUUCUGCAGAGUCCGACCUCGGAGAUUCUCUAGAUCGCGUUCGAGUCGACCCAUUACAUUCAAGAGUUCGCGAAAAUCCUGAGACCAGUGGGGGCGAAGAAUGCCAUAUACUUCUCCCAAAUCGCGUGAUGUGUGCAGGAAGUGGACGAGGCAAUCUUUGAGGCCAGGCAUUGUCAGCGUAUGAUGUGUCUCCAUAGCUUCGUUCAAAUGAUCGAGUAGUUCUUCCACGCCCAAAGUCUUACACGAAAUGUCGGCCCAAUCGUUCGUGACAACCCCAUUACCGACAUGAAUACGCUGCAUAGGGAUGUCGGACGGCAUCAGGGUGAAGCGUCGUCCUGGGCCAGACGACUUGAAGAGAUCCCGUUCGGAUGCAGCCGUUAAUGCAGUAGUGGCUAACUUGACUUGGCCCCAAAGCAUGAGACGAUUCCUGGCGGCGAUCUGGUCCACGGGGUGCCCUUCACCCGAUGUGAUGCGCUGCUCGACGGAUGGAGGAAUGGGGGUAUUCUUGCCGUAUGCCUUGGUCAGGGCCCACGGGGCGUCUUCACAUAAUGAGCUGACAUAAGUCCCCUCCAGCUGAAAACGUCUCUUCUUCGCCUCCGCCUUGCGUGCUCGAUCAAAACCCCACAUGUAGUGACCUUUAUACUUGGUUCGUGCCAAACUCUUCUCGGAGUUGAGAUAGAUUACUGAAGUUCUCGGACGACCGGAUACCAGCGCCUCUAGCCUGUCGCCCUCUUCCUUUCGAGUGCGAACCACGCCCCACUUGAUUACCUCGGCCAUCGGUACGCCUUCUACGUCCCGCUCGCCGACUACCUCCAGGACAACCCAAUGUUCCUUCCACCUCUGACCGACACCUAGCAGGACAUAGGGUACUUCGGGCAUAAUCACUCCAUGCAUCCCGCAAAUCCUGGCUGAGACAGCUGGUGUUUGGCUGUGGAAGUGGAGUUGAACGUCUUGCGUACCAUCACUGCUCGCGUCGCACAAAUCCUGCGAGAUGACACAGGGCCCAACGGCAUGUCCCUUCUGGUAGUACUCUCCAGGGCAGGAUACAUAGAGCUGAGAUGGAUGGGAAAGCUGCAAAGUCUCCUCGUCGAAGGGGAAUGCACUCGGGAGCGUCGGCCCAGAGCCGUACUCUUCCCAGGUGGCCCAGAGACCGAAAGGCUCGUGCGAUUCG
This is a messenger RNA of Phanerochaete carnosa HHB-10118-sp, 4506 nucleotides long. RefSeq lists its product as uncharacterized. Bases 26 to 1474 code for a protein of 482 amino acids. Gene Ontology annotation, molecular function: GTPase activity; G protein-coupled receptor binding; guanyl nucleotide binding. The record is from RefSeq and is a predicted model, not a curated record. Gene Ontology annotation, biological process: adenylate cyclase-modulating G protein-coupled receptor signaling pathway. NCBI's taxonomy places the organism in Eukaryota, Fungi, Basidiomycota, Agaricomycetes, Polyporales, Phanerochaetaceae. The transcript has 16 exons. Gene Ontology annotation, cellular component: heterotrimeric G-protein complex.